Molecule: messenger RNA, 1122 nt
Organism: Mesoplodon densirostris (Blainville's beaked whale)
Lineage: Eukaryota; Metazoa; Chordata; Mammalia; Artiodactyla; Ziphiidae
Product: L-threonine 3-dehydrogenase, mitochondrial
Exons: 8
Coding region: 1-1122 (373 amino acids)
Biological process (GO): L-threonine catabolic process
Molecular function (GO): L-threonine 3-dehydrogenase activity
Source: RefSeq, a predicted model, not a curated record
AUGCCGGUCGUUUGGAUGCUGCGGCGGGUUGCCAGCCGGGUGCUGCAGAGACCGGCCUGUGGCUGCCAGGCUCCUGUCCUGCCCAGCCGGUUUCUGGGCACCUCCCCUCAGCAGAUUCCAGCGGAUGCCAACUUCCACUCUACCUCGUUCUCUGAAGCAGACCAACCGCGCGUUUUAAUUACAGGGGGUCUUGGCCAGCUUGGAGUAGGGCUUGCUAGCCUUUUGAGGAAACGAUUUGGGAAGGACAACGUGAUUCUGUCUGACAUUCGGAAGCCCCCUGAGCACGUCUUCCUUAGUGGCCCGUUUAUUUAUUCCGACAUCCUGGACUACAAGAAUCUGCGGGAGAUCGUGGUGAACAACCGUGUCACGUGGCUGUUUCAUUACAGCGCCCUGCUCAGUGCAGUGGGAGAAGCAAACGUGUCCCUGGCCAGAGCUGUGAACAUCACUGGGCUGCACAAUGUCCUGGACGUUGCCAAGGAGCACGGUCUGCGACUGUUUGUGCCAAGCACCAUCGGGGCGUUUGGACCUACUUCUCCGCGGAACCCAACCCCUGAUCUCUGUAUCCAGAGACCCAGGACUAUCUACGGGGUGUCCAAGGUCCACGCGGAGCUCAUGGGCGAGUAUUAUUAUUACCGGUAUGGGUUAGACUUCCGAUGCCUGAGAUAUCCUGGAAUCAUUUCUGCUGACUCCCAACCUGGAGGAGGAACGACGGACUACGCGGUCCAGAUUUUCCAUGACGCUGUCAAGAAUGGCAGGUUUGAGUGCAACCUGAAGCCCAGCACGAGGCUCCCGAUGAUGUACAUUGAUGACUGCCUCCGGGCCACCCUGGAGGUCAUGGAGGCCCCGGCAGAGUCCCUCUCCAUGAGGACUUACAAUGUCAAUGCCAUGAGCUUCACCCCUGCGGAGCUGGCCCAGGAGGUUCUCAAGCACGUUCCAGAAUUCCAGAUCACCUACAACGUGGAUCCCGUCCGACAGGCCAUAGCCGAUAGUUGGCCAAUGAACUUUGACGAUAGCAACGCCCGGAAGGACUGGGGGUGGAAGCACGAUUUCGACCUCCCGGAGCUGGUGACGACGAUGCUGAACUUCCACGGUUCCGAGCGCAGAGUGGCCCAGGCUAACUGA